This is a messenger RNA of Penaeus monodon (black tiger shrimp), 408 nucleotides long. RefSeq names its product splicing factor 3B subunit 5-like (gene Sf3b5). The record is from RefSeq and is a predicted model, not a curated record. The transcript is spliced from 3 exons. Lineage: Eukaryota; Metazoa; Arthropoda; Malacostraca; Decapoda; Penaeidae. Gene Ontology annotation, biological process: mRNA splicing, via spliceosome. Bases 88 to 345 code for a protein of 85 amino acids. Gene Ontology annotation, cellular component: precatalytic spliceosome; U2 snRNP.
AUAGAACCAUCUUUAGACAAGAAAACGUAAACAACAACAAAGAAGAGCGUUUGUGGUUGAUAUCAAAUUCCAAAGAAAUAAAGAGCAAUGGGAGAUCGCUACAAUAUACAUUCACAGCUAGAGCAUUUGCAGUCAAAGUAUAUCGGAACAGGUCAUGCAGAUACAGCACAGUUUGAAUGGUGUGUCAACCAGCAACGUGACACAUAUGCCUCGUAUAUGGGCCACUUCGACAUGCUUAAUAUGAUUGCAAUUGGAGAAAAUGAGACCAAGGCUAGAGUGAGAUUUAAUAUGAUGGAAAAGAUGGUACAGCCAUGUGGACCACCACCAGAGAAGAAUGAAGAUUAGUUACUUUUAGUUUAGAGAUGAGAUUGAGUGUUUGAGUAUGAAAUAUAAACAGAUAAAAGAUUU